Molecule: messenger RNA, 4557 nt
Organism: Chroicocephalus ridibundus (black-headed gull)
Lineage: Eukaryota; Metazoa; Chordata; Aves; Charadriiformes; Laridae
Product: killer cell lectin-like receptor subfamily B member 1B allele B
Exons: 7
Coding region: 1148-1840 (230 amino acids)
Source: RefSeq, a predicted model, not a curated record
UAGUACUUUUUCCUCUCUCCUUAAUACUGGAUUUCUGUCUAACACAGAGGCCUGUUUCAUGGAAGCUGAAGAUGCCUGUGCCUUGUCUGUAGAGCUUGGGCACAGGAUGAGUGAGGAAGCUGGAUUUGGUGUCCGUGGCUGAGAUGAAGCUAUGGUCCAACUGCCUGACCAUUUCAGGGCUGCCCAGAUGUUAAAGCAUUUUGUUAAGGGCAUUGUCCAAAUGUCCCUUAAACAGUGUCAGUCAUAGGGCAUCAACCACCUCUCUAGGAAGCCUGUGCCAUUGUUUGACCACCCUCUCAGUAAAGAAAUGCUUCCUAAUUUCAGGUCUUAACGUCCCCUGGCACAGCUUUGAACCAUUCCCAUGCUUUCUAUCACUGGAUAACUGGGAGAUCAGCACCUCCACCUCCACUUCCCGUCCCCAGGAAGAUGCAGUGAGCAAUGAGGCCCCAAAACAGAUGGGACCAAUCCCACUUUAUGAAUCCCCAUUGGCCAUUAGAAGUUACCUACUGAGGGGAAGAGCAUGUUUCUGAGCUGCACAAAACCCACAUUCCUCAGGACUCAACACGCCAGCUCAGUUCGGCUUUAGAAGAGCUACAGGCACAUAACAGAGCCCCAAAGAGCGGCAGGGUCGUGUUUCAGCAGCAUUCCGUACCUUUCUCUAUGGAUCGGGGCAAACGUGUCCUGCUUUCAGAUGUCUGCUUUUGAGAGCGCUGCCUCUGGACUCCGCAGGGCUCUUCCCACGAUGUGCCAUGGGUCCACCCUGAGAGCUUCACUCUGCUUCCUGGUGCUGACUUCUGAAGCUCUCUAUGUUUCUUUCCAUUUCAUGUAACAAAACUAGUCCUUUCCAAAUACAAAGGGAGGAAGGGCGGGGCUAGGUGUCAUGAUUUGAAACUCAAAAUACUACUAAUGCCAGAACCACUUCCCGACGAAGGCAACCACAUCAAGGUCACCACCUUACAUUUAACAUGCUACUAUCAAAAGAUCAAUGAGAAGUAGGUUCCCCUUCUCAUACAGGAUUUUCUGUAUGAAAGAAAGAGCAAAGAACUUCCUCCUGAAGGUUAGAGAGGGGCGGGAGCUAUGAGUUGUUAUCAGUCCGGAGUACCAUUUUAAAAACAGCAGCGAGAGGAAACACGAAGGGGGAGCAAGAAUGUCAGAAAAUCGCAUUUACGCUGACUUGAACAUGACCGAACCAACCAGGCCCAGGCUGCAGAAGGUCACUGAUGUCCAAGGUAAAAGCUGUUCCUCCAGAACACGUGUCGCUGUAUUUGUUGCUGUGAUAAUUCUCCUACUCGUCUUGGCAGUGUGUCUGAUACUCAUGUACCGUCCAACGGCAAGCAGCCCAGCUGACUCAAAAGCGUUCUCCAACAACUCUGAAGAUGCACGAGAGACUGGCACGCAUCCCCAGUGGUCGGGUGAAAAUGACAAGCAGAAACGCACACGCUGCCCCCAAAACUGGGAAAAACAUGGGGAAAAAUGCUACUUCUUCUUUCAAACGCAGGAAAUCAAAGACUGGAAUACCUCCCGUAAAGAAUGUACUGACAUGAAUUCAGACCUGGUGGUCAUUGACACCAAGGAUGAACUGGAUUACCUUUUGUUACGAUCAAAAGCUAAUUACUACUUACUUGGUCUCACAUACUCUGAGAGCGAGAAGAAGUGGAAGUGGAUUAACAACAUGGAACAUAGCACAGACAUGUUUAAUAUAGAAGGAGACUUUACUGACUAUUUCUGUACUGUCAUUGGACAUGAAAAAGUAGAAACUGCACCUUGUGGUGGAUCCUCAACAACACAAAAUAUGUGUGAGAAAGCUGCAAAUCUUUUAGAAGAGCAGAAGGAGAACUGAACCCAGUAGGGUUCAGGCAGGUCAUCCCCAGCUUCCUGCAGGAACGGCAGAUGGGAUUUCUCUCCUUUAUCUUUAGCCGUCUAAAAAUCUAGUCAAAGGGUCUCACAGGCUCCCUCUAGACACCUUGCCAAGCUUAGCAUGUUCUUUCCCCAGGUGGGUGUCGAAGACUGCAUGAAUCCCCCUCUAGAGGAGCAUGCAUUUCCACACAUUAUACAGCACAGAGCAUGGCUAGUAGAAGCAAUAUCAUUCAUUUUCAAUGGCAUUUCAAAAAUAGCCCGGACACAAGCCAAUAAGGAUGAAGAUUCUGACUUUCUUUUCUUUCUCUUUCUUAUUUCAAAUUGAAAACCUGAAAGCAGCAAUUUCAGCUGUGCUGUAAUUCAACUGGAUGCUGUGAAUGAACUGUCUUGUGCUCUCCUGCCCUGUUAGAUGACAAAAGUAUACUCAACUCCAAUAUAGGACAGGAGUCUGGGAUAGGAGACAAUGCCAGACCUGAAAAUUAGCCACAGGGACAGGUACCUAUAGACAAGCACAUUCCUACAGAUUAAUAAGAACAUGGAUAGCAUCACUGCUUAAUGGUUUAGGAAGUUCCUUGGAAAUGGAUCUGACUGUGGCAGGUGAAACUGCGCUGAGUUGGCAGUGAAAUGUAGAGAUUACAAUUUUCUAUAGCUAUCUAUCACAGACAAUGAAGAUUUUUGUCAUUAAGCUCAAUGAUAUGAGAAGAGCAACGCAUGACUGUUUCUGUAACAGUUUCUUCCUGUCUCAGUGUAUUCUAGAUAAAGCUCUUAGGAAAUUCAUCCUGAAACAAACCACUUUGUAUGAGGAUGUACGUUGAGAAAUUACUGAUGGAGAGCGUCAGAAAGGAGAAAAUGUAGAAGAAGCUUCAAGAGCAGGAACAUAAGCUGUAUCCAAGGGUAUUUUUAAAAUCUCCUCUAAAACUGUCCUCAGAAGUACCCAUCACCACUCCCCCUAUUUGCAGUGGCAGAGAUUUUUGAUAGGCAAAUACCUUUACCCUACAGAUAGCCACACUCAGGAUUCUCACUGCAUUUCAUCUUAAGAGAGAGAGAACUCUUACAGCAUGUCAAUACUUUAGCUGAUUCAUAAUAGUUCAGGAUUCCUGCUUGAAAUUUACAAGUUGCUUUUGACCAUAAGGAUAAUACCAUGUAAGAGUAGGGUGCCAUUUUUCUUUUCAAUCAUUUGAUUUGUACUGUAUCUUUCAUUGUUUCUUAGUGCAUUAAGUUUAAUUCCUUUUAUUUACAACACAAACACUCACAACACACCUUGAAUUCCUCAUUCUCAUUUCCUUCUCUUGCAUUGCAAAAUUCAAGUUUUGCAACCGAGAAGAAAACAUAGUGUCUGUGAGACAAUGGACAAUCCUACAUGGUUCUUUCCCCAGGUGGGUGUCGGAGACUGCAUGAAUCCCUCUCUAGAGGAGCCUGCAUUUCCACACAUUAGGAGUCUGGGUGACUUGCUCAUACCAGACGCCUGAGUUUCAGGCAGCCCCUGUUAGGUGAUAGGAGUCCAGCCUCGGUGAUAGGGGUGAUCACAAACAGAUCCUGUCUCUCACAGACACAUGCCUAUACACCCAUAAAUUCUCAGCCCUGCCUGUGCUCAAGGAGACACUUCAAAGCCUUGCCAUGCACUGGUCUUCCCUGCAGCCACAAGUGAAGGUUAACACAUACUUCUAAUUUGGGUCCUCUAGAAAAGUGCAACCAUGCUCAUUGCCAUGUGGAUAUGAUUGACAGGACAAAGUCAAAUGUGUGUGUGUAUAAACCUUACUCUGUAAAAGGUUGUCUCUGUUAAAAAUCACAACCUCAAUAGCAGACAGCUCCUACAGGUCAGUCCCAGUGAAAUUCCAGAGCAGCAAGGAAGCAAAGAGAAUAAGAAAAGCAGAAGUGAGAAAACUCAUGGCUUGAGAUUAAGCCAGUUUCAUGUGUGAAAGUAAGAGGAAAAAAACAAGGGAUGCAAAAGCAGUCACUCCCUCCCUCCCGCAAGCAAACUGAUGCCCAGUCAGUCUCUGAGCGACAGCCACCUUGAAAGCCAGCCUCCCCCCACCUUCUUUCAUUGAUGAGUAAGACAUGAUAUGGUAUGAAAAAAACCACUUUGGUCAAUUUGGGUCAGCUGUGCUGGCUGUUUCUCCUCCCACCUUCUUGCCUACUCAUGGCAGACGGAGGCAGGGGGCAGAGUAGGGAAACAAGAAAGCCUUGAUGCUGUGGAAGCACUGUUCAGCAGCAGACAAAUAUUAGUGCGUUAUCAAAACUGUUUCAGCCACAAAUCCAAAACACUGCACCGUACAGGCUGCUGUGAAGAAAGUUAACUCCAUCCCAGCCAUGCCCAGUACAAUCUCCACCCCUUAUUCCCUAUCAUUUGCAUCAUGCUCAUAUGCCAUCAUCAACACCCACCCCAUCCUUUGAUAUAAACACAGAUGUCAUUCCCCUAAGUCUACAGGCCAUCCUCCUCAAAUGUUGAUUCCAAUAUCCACUCAAAUAUCCAUUAAAGUCUGUUCAGUUAAUUAGUCCAUAACUUGGGCUCCAUCUGUUACGGUGUCGCUCAGGACAGGAGAGGUGGCGUGUUGUCAUGGCUUGUUGGGUGCUAAAUACAGUCUGGGAAGGGUUAUUGCUCUGUUGAUUUUGUUGUCUUAGUUUUUAAAUAAACCUUAGCUUUGCCAUUUGGGAUUCUUUUAUCAUCUUUUACCACACCCACUGCAAGGAAAAAGUGGA